CAAAACUGCCCUACAAGCCAUUUGAAAAUUAAUUUCUAUCACAGGAAAGUUUUACAGUGUCAGUCUACCUGCAUGUUAUUAGAAAAUUUACACAGGCCGAAGACAUAUUUUUCGGAUACAAAAAGAUUGGAUACUGCAGUAGGGUAGUAGAGAAGAAACAUGGAAGGAGAUGUGGAAAAAGCAGUUUCUUUAUUAAAAGAUGUGAGGCACAAGUGUGAAGAUGUCACAUCACAUAUCAACAAUUUAGUUACCAAAGCUGAAAAUGGUGAUCUUAACACAUCAAAGGGUAUCAGUUUCUUGGAGGUGAAGUACCAGCUGCUACUGAGUUAUCUAACAAAUCUUACAUAUGUCAUGCUGAAAAAGACACAUGGACAGGCAAUACAAGGAGACGAGUCUAUAGAGAGACUGGUGGAAAUUAGAACCGUUUUAGAGAAAAUGCGCCCAAUAGAUCAGAAGUUGAAGUACCAGGUAGACAAAGUGAUCAGUAUAGCUGCGACAGGAGGUCAAGAUUCCAAUGACCCUAUGAGAUUCAAGGCAAAUCCAGACAGCUUGGAAAGCAAAAUUGAAAGUGGUGGAUCAGAAAGUGGAAGUGAUGUAGAAGAGGAUGAGGAAGAAAAGUCCAGCAAAGUGUACAGACCACCUAAAAUGGCAGCUGUUCAUUAUGAUGGAGAUGAGAAUCAGUCAAGCAAGCGAGAGAAACAGAUAGAAAACUUGAGAAAACGAGCGCUUAAUAGUGAUAUACUGCAGGAUCUCAAGGAUCAGUAUUAUGAUGGACCUGAAGAAAUCAGGGAAUCCAGGGAUUUACAUCGGAUGAAAGCGGAUAGAAAGACAAAAGAAAAAACUAGAUAUGAAGAAGAACAUUUUGUGAGGUUGAACACUUCAAAAAAAGACCUGCACUCCCAGCAGAAAGUGGGCACAAUAUCAUCAUUGAACAGUUUGACUCACUUCAACAGUAUAUCAGCGUUAGAUAUGGAGGAUGGAAAGUUAGCUGAUUUCCCUGCUAAAAGAAGAAAAGUUGAAAAGAGUAAAAACAAGAAAGGAAAGAAAGGUUUCAAGAAAAAGAGGAGACGAUAGAAUGCCAGACAACACUGUUACGUCUGUAUUGUUUGUCAUAGUGCAAUUUUAUUACAUAAAUUCGGAAAAAAAUUC
Messenger RNA from Mercenaria mercenaria, 1149 nucleotides. RefSeq names its product neuroguidin-like. Gene Ontology annotation, cellular component: nucleolus; small-subunit processome. The transcript has 13 exons. Lineage: Eukaryota; Metazoa; Mollusca; Bivalvia; Venerida; Veneridae. The record is from RefSeq and is a predicted model, not a curated record. The coding region runs from base 160 to 1074 and encodes 304 amino acids. Gene Ontology annotation, biological process: maturation of SSU-rRNA from tricistronic rRNA transcript (SSU-rRNA, 5.8S rRNA, LSU-rRNA).